Molecule: messenger RNA, 498 nt
Organism: Psylliodes chrysocephalus
Lineage: Eukaryota; Metazoa; Arthropoda; Insecta; Coleoptera; Chrysomelidae
Source: the annotation of a GenBank genome assembly
AUGUCUGGUGCCAUUUUCAAAGCGAAAAAACAACGGGGAGCAAAUACUGCUGUGGAGCAGUAUGAAGAAUACAUAAAGUUUUUAGAAAAUGACGAACUAUUUAGAACUGGAACCAUUAAUCCAACUGUACCUGAAAAUUAUAUCAAACAAAAGUGGGAAGAAUUGACCAUUAAAUUAAAUUAUAAUUCAAAGGGUCCACAAUUAACUACAGAUAAAUGGAUUCAACACUAUAGAUUCAAAUAUCGAAAAUAUCCUGUAAAUAAAAAUAAAACGGGAGGAGGACCAAAAGUGAAAAAUCCAUUGACUAGUCUUGAGGAAAAAGCAAUUAAUGCUUGGGGAAAAGUUGUUGUUGGAGGUAGUUCUCUUGUGCCAGAAUUGUAUGGUGACAUAAUUCAAAACACUCCAACAAAUGCACACUCAUUUUAUGAAAAUAUAUUGAAAGACUUCAACAUUGAAAAUAUAGAAAGUAUGUUAGAAGACAAUGCGCAAUUCUAUUAA